Molecule: messenger RNA, 3964 nt
Organism: Pundamilia nyererei
Lineage: Eukaryota; Metazoa; Chordata; Actinopteri; Cichliformes; Cichlidae
Gene: pla2g4ab
Product: phospholipase A2, group IVAb (cytosolic, calcium-dependent)
Exons: 19
Coding region: 375-2612 (745 amino acids)
Biological process (GO): glycerophospholipid catabolic process
Cellular component (GO): nucleus; cytosol; Golgi apparatus
Molecular function (GO): calcium-dependent phospholipid binding; calcium ion binding
Source: RefSeq, a predicted model, not a curated record
AGAGCUCUAGCUCAAGUCUCAAAAUCUGAGUCACAGACAGUCUGACUGCUACUCGGAAAUUUCCUAUUAAAAGAAUCCUGACCAUCACUCUUUAAAACCAGCGGUCAUUUGAACCCCGCUGUAUUUUUAUUGUCUUCCGGUAGUUUUUUUCUCUCUCGACGCGAACGUAACAAGCUACGACAGCGCUCACUGCCGGGUACGGUAGCACCUCCUCUCCACCUCCUGAGCUUUUGGCGUUACAGUAUGAGACAUUUACUGUGAGCUGAUAGCAUGCGCCUGCUGAGGCUCUCUGUGCUGCAGUUUGUGACAGAUAUGUUUCCUUGACCUAAAGUUCACAUCUUGACGAAGGCUUUCCUGCGAGUUGCUCACCUCACAUGACAAUGGCUUCCAAUAUAAUUGUGGAGCAGCAGUUUUCUCACAAAUUCACAGUGACUGUAGUUCGAGCUCAGAACGUCACCAAGGGAGCGCUGGGCGACCUGCUGGACACUCCAGACCCGUAUGUGGAGAUUUUCAUCCCGACGGCUCCUGAAAGCAGAAGGAGGACCAAGCACAUAGACAACGACAUCAAUCCAAAAUGGAACGAGACCUUUCAUUUCAUAUUAGACCCCAACCAGCACAACGUUCUGGAGUUAACAUUAAUGGAUGCCAACUACGUGAUGGAUGAGACGCUUGGGACAGCAUCCUUUGAAAUCUCCAAACUCAACGUGGGCCAGACAAAGACGGAGGUGUUCCUCAUUGGCAAAGCAACCAAAGUGCACUUAGAGAUGUCACUGGAGAUCUGUACAAACCUGGACCUGCGGUUCAGCCACACCCUUUGUGACAAGGAGAAGCAAUUUAGAGAAGCCCGUCGAGAAAAGGUGAUGCUCGGCAUCAAGAAGCUGCUACGCACUGAGGAUCCUUGUCACCCAGAAGAGGUGCCAGUGAUAGCCAUAGCCGGGUCAGGAGGCGGUUUCCGCGCCAUGGUGGGGUUUUCGGGCGUUAUGAAGGCCCUGUUUGAGUCCGGGGUCCUCGACUGUACCACAUAUAUUGCUGGCCUCUCUGGAUCCACCUGGUACAUGUCAACUCUCUACUCCAACCCUGACUUUCCAAAUAAGGGCCCGAAGGACAUCAACAGUGAGUUGAUGAAGAGAGUUAGCAGUAACCCACUUAGGCUGUUGAUGCCCCAGCACAUCACCCACUAUAUCCAGGCCCUGUGGACCAAAAAGGCCUCAGGACAGCCGGUUACUUUUGCAGAUAUCUUUGGUAUGCUCAUAGGAGAGACACUUAUACCCUCGAGAAUGGGCAUCAAGCUAAGCGACAUCCAGGAGAAAAUAAGCCAAGCCCAGUGUCCGCUUCCUCUUUUCACAUGUCUGCAUGUCAAACCGGAUGUUUCUGAGCUCAUGUUUGCAGACUGGGUGGAGUUUAGCCCGUAUGAAAUUGGGAUGGCAAAGUAUGGCACCUUCAUGACCCCUGACCUAUUUGGAAGCAAGUUCUUCAUGGGAACUGUUGUGAAGAAGUACGAGGAAAACCCUCUUCAUUUUCUGAUGGGUGUAUGGGGAAGUGCCUUCUCAAUUCUGUUCAACAGAGUGCUAGGGGUCAAGGACAGAGCUGGUGGCAGCACCAUGGAGGAGGAGUUAGAGCAGAUCAAACCACAGCACAUCGUUGGAGAAGACACCCUGGACGACGACGAGCCACGCAAAGGUGGGACAGAAAACCAGGAGGCAGAUGAGGAGUUUCAUCGCACCGCUCAGGCCAGCUGGGUUCAGCGUAUGUUCACGUCAGUCUUGGGCGACUCUGCUUUGUUCAACACAAGGGAGGGUCGUGCUGGAAAGGUGCAUAACUUCAUGUUGGGCCUGAACCUGAACACCAACAUGCCAUUCUCUCCAUUACUUGAGAUAACACACGCUAUGACACCUGAAGAGGAGGUGGAUGCUGUCACAGAUCCCGAUGAGUUCGAUCGAAUCUACGAGCCUCUGGAUGUGAAGAGCAAGAAGAUCCACAUAGUAGACAGCGGCCUGACCUACAACCUUCCCUACCCCCUCAUCCUGCGCUCGCAGCGCGGCGUCGACCUCAUCAUCUCCUUUGACUUUUCAGCUCGACCAAGUGACUCAAGCCCUCCGUUCAAGGAGCUUCUCCUCGCUGAGAAAUGGGCUAGAAUGAACAAGCUGCCAUUCCCCAAGAUCGACCCCAAAGUCUUUGACCGUGAAGGUCUGAAGGAAUGCUACGUCUUCAAACCAAAGAGCGGUGAAAAGAACUGCCCGACGGUCAUCCACUUUGUCCUCGUCAACAUCAACUUCAGGAAAUUCAAAGCGCCUGGCGUUCCCAGGGAGACUGAGAAGGAGAAGGAGCUGGCCGAUUUUGACAUUUUUGACGACACCGAGACACCGUACUCCACCUUCAACUUCCAAUACUCCAACGACGCUUUCAUCCAGCUUCAUGACCUGAUGGAGUUCAACACUCUCAACAACCUGGAGGUUAUUAAAGAAGCCAUCAAGGACUGCAUCGCGUCUCGUAAGGACAAUCCCUCGAGCGUCUCUCGUCCUUUCAACCUCAGUGAGAUCCCAAAAAAGAAGAUUCUCAAACGAGAUCAUCAAGGAAAGCCUGUGAAUCACCUUGGGAAUAAUAGCCAGUAGCUUCGGUCUAAGACUUCAGGGCUUUUGGGGGAUUAUGUUUUCACCUUAGAACGAAGCAUUUUCUUUUUGGAAAAUGCUCUCAUGCUGAUCUUUUCUUUGUGUAAUGGAGAUGCUUUUGAUUUGCUCUGGGUUUGAUAUGAUUUCUGAUAAAGGGCUACUGCAAGGAAGCUGGAUGUUACAUGAUAUGAUAUUAUUUCAUUCAUAUACAGCUUUCACCUGGGCUUACGUGCACUAUAGUGACUGCUGGCCACAAACAGCUGAUAGGUGCUUUCCCUGCAGGCUGUGAGAGACAGACUAGAAAAUGAACCAAACAGUGCAAUGUGAGUGAAUUGGUUCCAUAUCCACUGAGCAACCCAAACUACAAUUUUGUUUAUUGUGCCUGUUUUAAACUCACAUGCUCAUUCACUUCACUUCACUUACAUUUUCUUGCAACAUUCCCAAAUGUCGGUGAGGAGACUGCAUUUGGAUCUCAGAGCCGUGUGUGGACGUUUCUAAACACUGAGCUGUGUGAACGGACACAUUGCAGGAAGCCGUUCCUGCACUGCGUCUUUUUGUGAGCUGAGCUCUUUCCACACUGAACGUGUGACAACAGAGCAUGCAAAUCACCUCUUUUUUUUUAUUACCGGAUGGCUUGUCUAAACAUGCAGGCUUGUUUGAAAACAUGGAUGGGGAUAUUAUCGGUAACCAUUGGUUUUGUUUGAUGGCAACUUCUAAACACUCCAAGUGCACCCCCCUCUGGAUACCUCAAACAUCCCAGUGAUGUUUACCCACCUACAGCGUAGGAGCACUCCCUGCUCCCCUCUAGGGAGUGGCUCAUAUUAAAGCCAUUUUGGAAAAACAAAACUGGAUGCCAUGGAAACGGCCCUGCUCCUUCUCUCAUCCGGUUCUGUGUCCUGACUCCAUGGUUUCAGGGUGCUUUUUCUUUUUAAACACAGUGUUUGUCCCCCCGCCUCCCAACAAACCCAGCUUGCUGCCGGAUCUUUUCAACAGUGAGGUGCAGCUUAGGUCAAAGUGAGGGCGCGAUCACGAGACCUGCCCACAGCUGAAAGGUGUUCCCUAGUGGCAGCACCCAGUGGAAUUUUACACACUACACCUUCACCUGCAGCAGUGGAGGCCUGAAAUCAGACACACUACACCUACACCUGCAGGGGCCCAGAGGCUGCACGCGGAGCAGGGAAUUUUACACCGGACACUUCCGGCCCUCACGCUCUUACGUUUCAGCCGAGGUUGUUGGAAAGAAACCGAGAAAACAAAACAGUCGUUUGCAGUUUUGCUGCAAGAUGAAACCACGAAACUUUUGCAACAUGCUUUUUUUUAUUUUUAGCUGAUUUCUAUCAGGUGUUUUUUUUCCU